Orycteropus afer afer is the source of this 294-nucleotide messenger RNA. NCBI's taxonomy places the organism in Eukaryota, Metazoa, Chordata, Mammalia, Tubulidentata, Orycteropodidae. The record is from RefSeq and is a predicted model, not a curated record.
AUGCUGAGCCAGACGAGGUCGUUCGUGCUCUGGGGAAACAGGAAACAGUUGGAGCACACAGAGAAGAGCUUCGUGGUUCCAGACCGACAGCUGCGUCAUGGCAGGUGUGCCUUUCCAUUCACCUAUAAUAAUGGAACGUUCUAUGCUUGCAUCAAGAGCUUGACAAAACAUAAGUGGUGUUCAUUAAACAGCACUUACAGCGGGUAUUGGAAGUACUGUGGCAAAGAAGGUGAGUGUCUUGUCCCUGAAUACCUCAAGGCGGUCACCUUGGGCACUGGGGCUGAGGUUGGGUGA